Molecule: messenger RNA, 1578 nt
Organism: Phragmites australis (common reed)
Lineage: Eukaryota; Viridiplantae; Streptophyta; Magnoliopsida; Poales; Poaceae
Product: protein RGF1 INDUCIBLE TRANSCRIPTION FACTOR 1-like
Exons: 5
Coding region: 297-1022 (241 amino acids)
Source: RefSeq, a predicted model, not a curated record
GUGUGUGUGUAUAUCUCUGGCUGCGAUGAUAUAUACUUCACACGAUACCGCCGAGAAUUCUUGGAUUUCCAGAAGCCCCGAAUCGAUCCCCUCCUCAUCUCUCCCCGUCUAGCCGUCGUCCUCUCCUCCCUUAUCGAUCCGGCCACUGAAUUCUUCUACCCUCUGAAGCAGGUUGAUUCUUUGUCGUUGCUGCUUGUUUCUGCAAUCUGCAGGGUGUUGAGUUGCACAGAGCUGUAGCUAGUGUAUAAGCAUCAGCCAGCUCUGGAGGACCUUGUGCCGAUGAUGCGUUGCAGGUGAUGGUGAGCGUGGCGAGCCCGAGUCCGAUGGUGCGGUCGGAGGAGGACCUGGGUCCGCCGUGGCUGCGGCCGCUGCUGGGUACGAGCUUCUUCGUGCCGUGCCGCAUGCACCCGGAGCUGAGCAAGAACGAGUGCAACCUCUUUUGCCUCAGCUGCACCGACGACGCGCUCUGCGCCUACUGCCUCCCCGCCCACCGCGACCACCGCGUCGUCCAGAUACGGCGGUCGUCGUACCACAACGUGAUCCGGGUAUCGGAGGUGGGGAAGCUGAUCGACAUCUCGCACGUGCAGACGUACGUGAUCAACAGCGCCAAGAUCGUGUUCCUCAACGGCCGGCCGCAGGCCAGGCCCGGCAAGGGCGUCACCAACACCUGCGAGAUCUGCUGCCGGAGCCUCCCGGACUCCUUCCGCUUCUGCUCCCUCGGCUGCAAGCUGGGAGGGAUGCAGUGGGACCCGAGCCUGACCUUCGCCAUCCGGCCGAAGCGCGGCCAGGGCUCCGGCGACGACGGGUCCGGCUCCGACGACUCGUUCAGUCCCAAGAAGCUCCGGAGGGCGGCCGGGUUCGAGCUCGGCCGCUUCGACCGGCCGGGCAUCCGGUGCCGGUGGUCCGACGACGAGGGCAGCAAGUCCAACACCGGGCCGAUCACGCCCGGGACGCCGCCGAUCAGCCGGUGCCGGCCGUCCAGGAGGAAGGGCAUCCCGCACCGCGCCCCGUUCUACGGUUAGCUAGACGCCGGUGCAACACACUCAUCAGCUUUCACUUUACUCUUCAGCUUGCACAAUGUGUCACUCAGGUCUGAGAAAGUGAAGCGAUCCAAUCUGCAGCGUGCCACUGCCCACUGGUAGGUCACCUGUUACUGUUAGAUAGUAGUAUUAGCUAGCUUGAUACAUAUAGUUGUAUAUAUGCAUACACAAUAAUGUACGUAGGUGAAAGUAUAUGUGUACAUACAUAUGAAUAUAUUGACAAAGUUUGUCAAGUCAUGUAGACAUAAUUUGAAAGGAGAUAGAAGCAUAGGUAGGGUUCUUAAAUUAGUUUGGGUAGUGGUCGAGAUUGAUAUGUGAAAGGGAAUAAGCAUCAUGUAUUUGUCUCGGUUUGUAGUAUUUGGCUAUUUGCCCCCACCACCCAAUGCGUUUAUUAGCGUUGUGGUGUGUAGUUUUUUCUUCAAGUUUCUUUUUAAUCUCCUUUCAGGAACCUAAUAUGUAUACACAGCGUGUAUGUUGUUUUUACUGGAAGAAAAAGGAAGAAAGGGAAAGGAAUAAUGCCCUUGUGCUAUGUUUGUUA